UAGUGAGCACCUACGUCCUAAAAAGAACCCGUAUGCAAAAUUUAAAACUCCUAGCACUUGUAGUAACGAAAUUUCAUACAAACUUUGCUUACAAAUAAAAUACUUUUAUUUGUAUUGUAAAUUGGGAAAGAAAAAAGCACCACAAUACUCAAUACAAGACAAUUUAUGAAAGUUCGUUUUCCACAUUGACUCUACUGGGAAUCGAAGUUGGAACCUCAGAGAUGGGUUUUGUGUGGUUACUUGGUUUAUGAGCAAUACAUGUGAUGUGGUCUCGAAUAAUUGUUUGUUUUAUACCUUUUUAUUGCCAUUAUUAUUGAUAUAUUACAAUAUGUAAAGAUACCAAAAUUGUAGUUUAUAUGUCUCUUUUACCUUGAAUAAAUCAUUCAUAAUGUUUCUCAGACGACAGAUAUGUACUCAAGGAAAUGACGAAGCCGGAGUGGCAACAGUUUCUUGAGUUCGCUCCGCAUUAUUUCAACUAUAUCAUCAACUGUCAUCAAAACAAAUUGCCCAGUUUACUAGCGCGCAUAGUAGGCGUGUACAGCGUGGGGGGCGCGGGGAACGGUAUCCUAGUGAUGGAGAACGUGUGGUACUCGUGCGGACCAAACACGACGCGCUUCGAUCUCAAGGGAUCCUCCCGGCACAGGCUGGCGCACGACACGCCCGUGCUCAUGGACGAGAACCUACUGCAACGUAUGUUAUACAGGACUACACUACAUUACAAUACAUGUCAAUACUAUACAACAAUAAUUUACACUACUAUACUAUAUUACAAUACAAUACAAGAUUAUACUACAUUACAAUACACGACUACACUAUAUAACAAAAUACGAUUACGCUGUCUUAAAAUCAUUUUAAAAAAUAUUACUUGUAUUCAAUUCAUUAGUUAACAUGUCGCGUAACGUGAUUUAUAAUCGACAAAGUAAUGUGAUAAUGUGACAUUAUCACUUUAAAAGAUUAAAACUUUGUUAUUAUUUGUAUUUAUUUUUACUCUUGACAUUACUUCAUUUUGUAUAAAGAGAGAGGGCCAUCUAGAUAAAAAAAAAUAUUAAAAACGACGUGGUUAUGUAUUUAGUUCGUUGGGAGUCUCCGCUGUACGUGAUGUCCCACACGGGUAGUGUCCUGUGGGCGUGUAUAGAGCGGGACACUAUGUUCCUGGCCUCUCACUGCGUCAUGGACUACUCUUUGCUGCUGGGCAUAGACAACAGGACACUUGUGCUGGGACUUAUAGGUACGGUACAUUUACUAUCUUAAAUAUACAAGAUACAUUGUCAUACAGAAGUUCAACUUUUAUAUUUUUAUAUUUUGUAUAUUUAUGCCUAUAUCUACUUAUUUCAAUCUUUAUGCCUGAAAACCCAGCACCAAAAGACAGUUUUUAAAGUCUUUUACAUCCUUGAUAUUUAUAUUUCCUAUAUGCUUGU
Molecule: messenger RNA, 1418 nt
Organism: Diatraea saccharalis (sugarcane borer)
Lineage: Eukaryota; Metazoa; Arthropoda; Insecta; Lepidoptera; Crambidae
Source: the annotation of a GenBank genome assembly